AUGACGACCUUUAUGCGCCUGAAGACCCCAUUCCAGGCUCGAUCCCCAAUUACAGCUCUCUCCACAGCACGUAUCCAAAAACCUCACAUCUCGUUUUACCGAGGCUACGCGAGCAAAUCCUCAAAUGACCCUGAGCAAGCUACAACCUCGACCACAACCCGCCAGGAAAACUCGCCCAACCGCCCCAUCCCCUCCAACAAGGCAAGGCCAACCCUCCACGAGGGAGAGAAGUCGCCUCUUAUAGACAAAGAGGGAAACUUGAAAAAGGAUCUUCCUGAGGAUGUGAAGAAGCACAAUCGGGAGAUGGAAGAGCGAUAUGAUAAGCCGUAUAACUAUGCUAAUGACGAGGGCACGGUUGAACCUGCUUUCAAGAACUAG
This is a messenger RNA of Penicillium vulpinum, 378 nucleotides long. RefSeq lists its product as uncharacterized. The transcript has a single exon. NCBI's taxonomy places the organism in Eukaryota, Fungi, Ascomycota, Eurotiomycetes, Eurotiales, Aspergillaceae. The record is from RefSeq and is a predicted model, not a curated record. The coding region runs from base 1 to 378 and encodes 125 amino acids.